UGGCAGUGGGCUGGGGUGCAUCCAUCAUUGACUGACAGCGACUCGGCAUCCCUGCCGCAAUCGCCCCAAGGGCUCAGCAUCGCAUCGCGCACUGCACUGCACUGGUAGCCUCUAUUUUACUGGGUAUUUGGGUGUUUUCAGUGCUAUGAUGUCGUCUUGGGAAGAACCAACCCAGGCGCUUACCACAGACAUGGCCCCCAAACUUGGCUGCUUGUAUGCCAGCGGGGACACGGGUUGUUAUCUCUUCGAGCAGGUGUACCAAUCGAUACUACGAGCGAGAUAUUGACUGGCAGAAGACAAGGCUCGAAUUAGCGUGAGCGCCUCUGGACAGUCUGUUGAGCCAGGUGAGGAAUCGGCAAGGAGCGUGGGGAGAGAGGGGUCCUCGAUGACCGCUUUUCUCAGCCUCAUAAAUAGUUUUGUCUGGUCGAAGCCUGAUCUUCUAUCCUGAUGAACAACCCCGUAGCGAAACGUCGUCACUAAAAAAAAAACACAUCCUCACAUUUUGUAUUUCUAAUACAUCGGACCGUUUAGAGCUUAGAGCAUAGAGAUGAAUUUCCACUACGAACGUUCGACUAGAUCCAUCCGAUAGUAGAGCCCAUAAUGGAUCCUGUAUCCGCCAUCGGGUUGCUUGCAUCCGUUGCCACUCUCAUCAAGGUCAGCAAGGGAGCUCUAGACCUUAUCAAAGAAUACAAACACGCACCAAGAGACCUAUCUGAACUCGUACACAACCUUGAGAUAUUCGAGGAGGCACUGAGAGGGUUUGAUCGUGUCCUACGUAGCCGUCAAACAAAGCACAACAUCUCCGAGAAGAUCCUUCGAACGGCUAUUAAUGAUGGAUUUGCAACCAUCAAAGAUCUUGAGAAGCGUUUAACGCAGGUGUAUAAGACUGAAAACUCGAGUUUCCGUCGAGUUAGAUUCGUCCAGCAUAAGUCGCAGUUUGAAGCGCUUGACAAGCAGUUCAAGAACCAAUGUGCGCAAUUGCAUAGUUUUAUAUCACUGGCGCAUUUGGAGACGUUCCUUGCUGUUUGCAAUCAACACCCCCAACUCCUAGAAGCAUGUUCGACAGCCGUUGAGGAGAUGGCAAGCGAACCUCAAUUCCUCGAGGAUGCGUCGGAAUCAGCGUUACCCUUAAUUUCGAGGUAUCCAUCCUCGAACUCAUCCUCCAUCACAACUCUAUCUCUCGGAUCAUCAACACCAUCAUCGCGGAGCUCGAUAGAUUCAAGAAAUACUUCCAUAACCUCUACCUCGUUUGAUAAUAAACUAUCAGUACCAGGCCGGAGGGACAGGCGAGGUAGUGAUACCCCAUCCCAAUCAAGCAAUUUAGUAGACCUCCGAUCAACGAGCUCACUGGUCAUUCGUCGCGCAUGCCGACAUGAUUGCUACUGCAAAUGUCAUGAUGAUUCGACCACCGGUGAACCCAAGGCGCGGUCUUCACGGCUUAACGUGCGGGUAUUUCGAGAGAACAGCAAGCCUAAGGUUGAGUGCUCAGAUCCAAGCUGUGCAGCCACAACGUCACAGGAAAAGUCCAUCCCGGUUUCUUUCUUUAAAAAGGCCAUGGCGAAUAUGAUGUCAACUAGUAGUAUCCAGGUUCGAUAUCGACUAAAUACUUAUCGUAUGGUGCCGGAGGGAUCCAACGCCAUGCGGUACGUUAAACGUGGGAAUCUGGAGAAGUUGAAAUUAGCAAUUCAAUCAGGGGAGGCAACGCCUUGGGAUACGGCGCCGGAUGGAUGGUCCUUGUUGCAUACUGCAGCGUACGCGAGACAAUUGCCAACCGUACAGUAUCUUGUUGAACUAGGUGCGGAGACUGAAGUAUCGGAUCUUGGAGCACGAAAACCCGUCGACUUCGCGUUUCUGAAAUCCCAGGGAGCCGAUGCUACCCAAACAGAAAAGGACAUCGUCCAAGUUUUCUCUAAACAAGACGACUACAUCGACGACUAUGAGUUCACCCCGAUCCACAUUGCUGUCCUGGAUCUCUACGAUCCAGAGGACUCCGAACGCCCCACACUCGAAGAACUCAUUGACUUCGUGGACCAUGCCAACAACGCCCCUCAGGGCACAAAUUGGUCCCACUGGAAAUCAAAAUACCAAAAAAGAUCUCCACUUUUCGUCACCAUCAUCGAGCAGUUCCGGGUUUCGGCGGCGGAAAACCCAGAUACAGGCAAAAUCAUACAGAACCUAGUCGAUCAAAAAGAUCGGAAAUUCCACUGGACGCCACUUCAUUGGGCUAGUGCCACGGGCCAAGCGGAUAAAAUGAAGAUUUUGGUGAAUACCGGCGCGGAUCCGUUUAUCAAGUCGAACUUGAACGCAAACAUUUUACACGCUGCUGUAGAGUCAAAUGCAUUGGAAAGCUUGAGCUAUGCGCUAGAGAUAUGUAAACGGUAUCCGGAUUUGUUGAAUAUCGAUCAAAGCAACGUCUGGGGGGAGUCACCACUUAUGAUGGCUGCGCAGGGGUGUUUGGUGGGCUGCGUAAAACUCCUCCUUGACGCGGGGGCAGAUCCGAAUGUAAGGCAGGAGAAUCAUCAAGUUGCGCUGCAUUAUGCCGGCCUUUCAGAUCGGGGGGAGAAGAGGUGUGAAACGCUGGCGCUAUUCUGCGAGACAAGCCUUAUACCAAAGUUGGACAUUAAUGCGCAAGAUGAGGAUGGCAGGCCGCCCAUAUUUGAUUUCCUAGAUGAUUUGGAGUGUAUGAAGUGUCUGAUUCGACAUGGCGCAAAGCUGGAUUUGUUAGAUAAUUCUGGGAAUAACUUGAUCCACCAUAUAUGUAUUCAAGGGGAGAGUGAUUCGUUGGAAAGCUUGUUGCAACCUCCACGCGACAAGAAAUUAAUCCUGACAGGGAAGAAUUACGACGGGAACACGGCGCUCAUUGAGGCACUGCGCCAUGAAAGUAUUGACUGCGCGAUGAUCCUCCUAGAGCUUGAUGACGUCGGUGACAUUGUGGGUCAGGACGGAUGGGCUGCAGUGCACUAUGCGGCGAAGCUGGGUGAUCCAAGCCUAUUGAAAGCCGUGUUGAAACACCCGACUUUUGCACGGGGUGAGAAGACAGAUGAUGGCAAGACCGCUCGUGUGGUGGCCAUGGAGUCCGGCAAUUGGCAGGGGGAAAUAAAAGACCUUUUAAAUCGAUACAAUGCGCUAUUAUGAUGCGGAUUAUAUGGAAUCCCAUUACUCCAGUAGAACUCACCCCGGUGGGGUGCAGUUCUAUUGAAAUGUUCACAUUGUACAUUAUAUUGAUCGAAUAUUCUGUCGACGAUCAUGUAACUAUUCUAUAGGUUUAUAUAUCAGCAAAUCCUCUGAGACUCUUACCGAGCCUUCUUAACAGAUGGGAUCUAAACAACUUCCCUAGAUAGUUAUUAUACGCAUCUAAAUGUUUCCAACUAACUUCCACUUCUCGUAAGAAUGGAGUAUGA
This is a messenger RNA of Blastomyces gilchristii SLH14081, 3401 nucleotides long. RefSeq names its product ankyrin repeat protein. Bases 601 to 3135 code for a protein of 844 amino acids. The record is from RefSeq and is a predicted model, not a curated record. Gene Ontology annotation, molecular function: protein binding. Lineage: Eukaryota; Fungi; Ascomycota; Eurotiomycetes; Onygenales; Ajellomycetaceae. The transcript is spliced from 4 exons.